AUGGCCAACGCCGGCUUGCAGCUGCUGGGCUAUUUCCUGGCACUGGGCGGCUGGGUCGGCACCAUCUGCAGCGCGGCGCUGCCCCAGUGGAAGCAGAGCUCGUACGCGGGGGACGCGAUCAUCACGGCCGUGGGGCUGUACGAGGGGCUGUGGAUGAGUUGCGCCUCGCAGAGCACGGGCCAGGUCCAGUGCAAGCUGCACGACUCGCUGCUCUCGCUGGACGUUCACCUCCAGACCUCCCGGGCACUCAUGGUGGUUUCUAUCCUCAUGGGCUUUGUGGGGGUCAUUGUCAGCGUGGUGGGAAUGAAAUGUACCAAAGUGGGGGACGAGAACCCUGUUGUCAAAAGCCGGAUUGCUAUGGCCGGUGGCGUCCUCUUCCUCAUAGCAGGUCUGUGCACCUUAACAGCUGUGUCAUGGUAUGCAACACAGGUGACCUAUGAAUUCUUCAACCCCAACACUCCAGUAAAUGCCCGGUAUGAAUUUGGUUCUGCCUUGUUUGUUGGCUGGGCGGCUGCCAGCCUGACCAUGCUGGGGGGCUCCUUCCUGAGCUGCUCCUGCCCCACCCCCACCGAGGAGAGGAGAGGACAGCAGCACUAUAGGCAGUCACAGCCUUCAACAGCUAGGGAACCCAAUGUAAAAAUGUCUUCUUCACCCAUCAGGGGAGAGCAGUGUUUAUAG
Messenger RNA from Emys orbicularis (European pond turtle), 678 nucleotides. It is a transcript of the gene CLDN19, whose product is annotated as claudin 19. Gene Ontology annotation, biological process: bicellular tight junction assembly; cell adhesion. Gene Ontology annotation, molecular function: structural molecule activity. Lineage: Eukaryota; Metazoa; Chordata; Testudines; Emydidae. The record is from RefSeq and is a predicted model, not a curated record. Bases 1 to 678 code for a protein of 225 amino acids. The transcript has 5 exons. Gene Ontology annotation, cellular component: bicellular tight junction; plasma membrane.